This is a messenger RNA of Zychaea mexicana, 1711 nucleotides long. Its product is annotated as P-loop containing nucleoside triphosphate hydrolase protein. Gene Ontology annotation, molecular function: RNA binding; ATP binding; RNA helicase activity. The record is from RefSeq and is a predicted model, not a curated record. Gene Ontology annotation, cellular component: nucleus. Lineage: Eukaryota; Fungi; Mucoromycota; Mucoromycetes; Mucorales; Lichtheimiaceae. The transcript has 4 exons. The coding region runs from base 173 to 1498 and encodes 441 amino acids.
CACACCGUGACUUGAUGGCUUGCGCACAGACAGGUAUUAUCAUAAUAGCUGUGGAAAACAGAGGGGGAAAAGUCGUGAUUUAGCUGGGAAGGGGCGGCAUGAAAAGAGCUUGUGAAUAUACGUGUAUGUGUAUCUACUACGAGUAGAAAACUUUGGCUUUUGAUUAAAUGGUAUGAUGUAUUCUGUACAUGUACGGGAUGAUGUUUUAUUGGAUGUUUAUGAUACUGUAGGAUCUGGUAAAACGGCCGGGUUUUUGCUCCCAAUUUUAUCAGACCUAUUUAGUAAUGGGCCGUCUCUACCACCAUUACCUCCACAAGCUAGCUUCCGUGGAGGAUAUCGCGCUUCAAAAGCAUAUCCAGAAGCAUUGAUUCUUGCACCAACGCGUGAGCUGACAUCACAAAUAUAUUCGGAGGCUCGCAAGUUCACCUAUCGAUCUUAUGUACGGCCAUGCGUGGUGUAUGGAGGCACAGAUAUCGGGCAUCAACUCAGGGAGAUUGAUCGUGGUUGUGAUGUGCUAGUGGCAACACCUGGUCGACUUGUUGAUCUUAUCGAACGCGGACGUGUCUCAUUAGCGAACAUUCGUUUUUUAGUUUUGGAUGAAGCUGAUCGGAUGCUAGACAUGGGCUUUGAACCACAGAUCAGAAGAAUAGUUCAGGGAGAAGACAUGCCUGAAGCUGGAAACCGCCAGACACUAAUGUUCUCUGCUACGUUCCCACGCGAUAUCCAAAUGCUUGCUCGAGAUUUUCUGAAUGACUAUAUAUUCCUAUCGGUCGGCCGAGUUGGCGCAACAUCUGAAAACAUUACCCAGCGCAUUGAAUACGUCGAAGACGACGAGAAGCGAUCAGUUUUGCUCGAUAUUUUGACUGCUGAUUCCACACGCGGAUUGACACUGAUCUUCGUUGAAACGAAACGUAUGGCAGAUACGUUAUCUGAUUAUUUGUUACGAAGCAACUUUCCAACUACAUCUAUCCAUGGCGAUCGUACUCAACGAGAGCGAGAAAUGGCAUUGAACGCUUUUCGAACAGGGCGAGCACCGAUCAUGGUAGCAACUGCAGUAGCGGCUCGAGGCCUUGACAUUCCAAACGUGACACAUGUCAUUUCGUUCGAUCUGCCAACAGAUAUUGACGACUACGUGCAUCGGAUUGGCCGUACGGGUCGUGUAGGCAAUGUCGGCCUGGCAACAGCUUUUUUCAACCGAGGAAACAAGAACAUUGCGCGAGAACUUGUGGAAUUGCUCAAAGAAGCCAAGCAAGAAGUUCCACAAUGGCUGGAAAGCAUGCUGCGAGAAGCAAAUAACUAUGGUCGUCAUGGCAAUCGCGGUGGUGUGCGUAGUGGUGGCGCGUCUCGAGAUUACAGGCGAUAUAAAAACAACAAUGACUAUUAUCAACAAGGUCGUAAUCGACAUGAAUAUCACGACUAUGGACCUUCAUUCUAUGCUUCUUCUAGUGCCGGCGGUGGUUAUCAAAGCAAGCACCAGAGUAAGACGAGCUGGUUCUAACGGUUAUUCUCACUAUCUCUUUCCAUUUUGGCUCAACGACAAGGAUGAGUAUAUCGCCAGAAAACGGAAACUAUUUUUAUGUAUAAUACUUUUGUUUUGUCAAUCGCUAUUCACAAGCAGAAUUUUGUUAUGCUUUAAUAAAAAAUGUAAUCAGCACGAUAAUCUGUAAAACAUUUAAAGAGACUUGUGCAUAUUCAUUGAUUACCAAAAUUC